This is a messenger RNA of Amblyraja radiata (thorny skate), 1733 nucleotides long. Its product is annotated as BTB/POZ domain-containing protein KCTD8-like. The transcript is spliced from 3 exons. The record is from RefSeq and is a predicted model, not a curated record. The coding region runs from base 299 to 1063 and encodes 254 amino acids. Lineage: Eukaryota; Metazoa; Chordata; Chondrichthyes; Rajiformes; Rajidae.
CAACUAGUUCAUUCAAUGAUUCGCAAGGAUUUUUUUUUAUUAUUAGAAAUAAUUUUUAAAAUGUGGGUACGUUUUUCCUGAUUGGGUGUCAAAUAUCCUGAUAUGUGCUUCCUAAGAAUAUGAAAGAUAUGAUUGUUAUUGCUUACCAUGCCUGAAAUGUAAUAUAAUACAAAUGGGAAUGAGAGUUUGAUAUUGGUGCAUUUUAUUUACUGCAGUAGCUGCAGAUGAAGAAAAUAAUACUUACUGUCAAGCUGUUCCUGGUUUUCUCUGAAUAGGUUCAUCCGGCUCCUGGAGUCAAAUGUGUAUCACCAAUCAUCUCAGCAGCGCAGUGGAAGAAACAGCACCUGACGUGACUAUAUUCACAGAAGAACAUAGUACAGUCAAUGAAACUAUUAAGGAUGCUGAAGACAAUGUGAGUUGCAAUGAUGUCUCCACACCUAGCCUGGACUGCUGUUCUGAGGCUAAUACUGGAUCAAAGCCUCUGAAUGAAAAUUCCCAUGAGCUAUUACAUCAAUCAUCUCUGCCAGAACAGGAUUCUGUGCAAGAUCCACUAAAAGCUGAGGACAAAGAUUUCAUGAACCAUUCUCAUCACUCUGACAAAGAUGAAGGCAUAUCAGUAGAUUUAGCUGGCGUUGCAGAAGAUCAGAACAACAAAGUAAUUGAAACCAGCAAUAAUACAGAGGAUGUAACAAGUUGUAAUGAUAUUGCCACUUCCAACACAGAAAGUUGUUUGAUUAUAAACUCUGGGUCAGAAAUCAUGACCAAAAGUCUCCCGGAGCCUCCACAGCGAGCAACCACCCUGAAACUCGAAGAUGUGCAAAGAAUACAACAUGAAGAUAAAAUCCUGCAUCAGCAGAAAAUCAGCAAACGAACAAACACAAAUCAAGGCAGUUUUGACAAAGCCACUGAUUUGGAUCGAAACAAAAGUAAUGAAGAGAAACAGACAUUGGAAGCAGAGCUGCAGAAAUGCGUAGAGGAUUUGAAAAAACUUAAAAUACCAUCUACAUUCUUAAAGAAGCAGAGACACUGGCAAAAUGAAUUAUUAAAGAAGUAUGAUAUGUAAUUCUAUAAGUAUUAAGGUUAAAAAAGAAUAAUUACAAUACUUAUCCCAAUUCACUUGUGAACUUUCUCUUGGUAGAAUUGUGAAGUAAAAUGUGAAUAAAAUAAUUACACACAUGGUCCUAUGUCAAUAUCCAUCAAAGUAGCUGCACAGAACCUAUAUAAAAUGUUAAAUUAUUAUUUAUCAUAGUUUUCACACAUUCUGAACUGGGCUACACUUUCCAUGGAAAUCAAUUUCUUUGUUUUUAACUUUUCAAACUUUCUGUUUCUUACUGGCAAUAGCCAUUAAAGAAUUGUAUCAUGCACUGUUGUAUGGAAUGUACUAUUAUGUCCAGUUUGCUGGGCAAUCAACAACAAGUUGGAAUUUGUGAUUUUAUUAUGAGCAUUAACUUUAUUUCUUUUAAGACAUGGAGUUUGAACCCCAAACAAAACAAUAUCAGUUAAUAUACUUAAAUAUACUCAAAGAACAAUUACUUGAAAUCACGUGUAUAAUUUAGUAAGAUUUGUUUAUGUUUUUCCAAGCGUUUUUUUAAUCAGCCUGUGAUACCCAAAUGAAGCUCAUUAAUUUUUUUUUAGGGUUUAGAUACAACUUUGAUUAAAUGUGCAAAACUAUUGGUGAUAUCUUCUCUUUUGAAUGAAUAAAUAGCUGAAAUAAAGUGACAUUCCCAAAUUAA